Messenger RNA from Radiomyces spectabilis, 1101 nucleotides. Its product is annotated as Lactonase, 7-bladed beta-propeller-domain-containing protein. Gene Ontology annotation, cellular component: cytosol. Gene Ontology annotation, molecular function: 6-phosphogluconolactonase activity; protein binding. Bases 1 to 1101 code for a protein of 366 amino acids. The record is from RefSeq and is a predicted model, not a curated record. NCBI's taxonomy places the organism in Eukaryota, Fungi, Mucoromycota, Mucoromycetes, Mucorales, Radiomycetaceae. The transcript has 2 exons.
AUGUCACCACUCACCGUCUACGUUUCUGGUCAUACCAACGAUACCAGCCGUGGCAUAUAUCAGUAUGAAUUCGAUACAGAGACUGGCGUAUUAACACCGAAAGGCUUGGCGGCCGAAUCAAAGAAUCCUACUUUUUUCGCAUUCCACAAAAGUGGUCAGCAUCUGUACGCUGUCAAUGAAGUGGCAGAGUACAAGGACCUGCCGACUGGGUAUCUGUCGGCGUACAAUGUCGACAAGGAUACUGGCAAACUGACGUUGGCCAACGAACAACCGACCGACGGUGAAGAGCCCUGUCACCUUGCUCUUGAUACUAUUGGCGGCGAGUACGUCUUGGUUGCCAACUACAGUGGAGGUUCGGUCGCGUCGUUCCCCAUCAUUUCACCCGGUUCACCUCAAUCGAGGUUGGGCGAAGCUGUCUGCGUUCAUCGUCAUGCCAAUCAUCACAAGGCCAGUGGAGGUAUUCCUGACCGUCAAGAAAAGCCCCACGCUCACUCGGUGGACAUUGACCCUACGGCUCACAAGUGGAUGAUCUCGAUGGAUUUGGGCUGUGAUUUAGCUAUUGUCUAUCAAUUCGAUCGGCGUAACGGUGGUAAGCUGGCUCCUCACAGUACGUUCCAAUUUCCCAAGGGAACCGGGCCUCGCCAUUUGAAAUUUGCUCCUCACAACGACGGCUACUGCUACGUGAUCAGCGAAUUCUCCAACGUCAUUUUUAUGCUCGAGUUCAACUUUUUGGAGGGUAAAUUCUAUGAGGUGCAACGUAUUAAUGGCUUGCCCGAUGAUUUCAAGGGUGAAAAUCUGGGUUCCGAGAUUGAUAUUUCUCCCGACGGUAAACACCUGUACGCUUCCAUGCGCGGCCACGAUUCCAUCGCCAUGUAUACCAUUGAUGAAUAUACGGGCAAAUUAUCCCUGAUUGGACAUCAGUCUUCGGGUGGCAAGCAUCCCCGUCACUUUACCAUUGAUCCCAAGGGUCGCUUUUUGCUGGUGGGCAACAAGGAUUCAAAUAAUAUCACUGUAUUCAAAAUUGAUCAAGAGACGGGUCGUUUAACCGAGGUUCACAAAGCGGAGCACGAGCAACCCACUUGCAUCAAAUUCCGUCCAUGA